Molecule: messenger RNA, 4224 nt
Organism: Ectocarpus sp. CCAP 1310/34
Lineage: Eukaryota; Phaeophyceae; Ectocarpales; Ectocarpaceae
Source: the annotation of a GenBank genome assembly
CUCCUCUCUCGCCCCAUUCUCAUUGCCCACAACCGUGCAACUUUUACUCAAGACCCCGUGGACCAUCCUUGGGAAACAGUAAACCUCCGACCUAGAGGUUGCGGAGGUAAAAAAGCCUUCCCUAUCUAUGGCGGACCCGUUCGAUGUUCGCGCUCAGGGUGCCCCCGCUCCGCACAGCGGAGCUGGACAGCAGCAACAGAGCUCUUCCUCACCGCGGCCUGGCUGGCCUGGCGUUACCGCCGGCAGCGGCGGUGGCGGUGGCGGUGCGGAGUGGAUGCCGCCGCCCGAACAGGUUCCGGAGUACGACGCUCUGUUUCGGAGUGCCUCCGCGGGAUGCGCUGUGCCCGGGACGGUGUCCGGCAGGAUCGCCGUGCAGUUCUUCAGCCGUUCCGGGCUUUCGAAGGACGUGCUGAAGACGGGAUCCCUGUCGUCCCAAGGGACGGCCCCCCUCCCUUCGAUCUCCGCGCUCGAGGCGACGAGGCACGCACGGUUACCUCUGCCGCGCAUGGGAGGGUUUCCGUCAGGCUUUGGUGUUGGCGCUGACGGUAUUGUUGGUGGUGGUGGAAGCGACAGAUUGCCGUCUGCGUCGUCGGCCGCUGCUCCGGCUGUCUUGUCGCCCUUCGCCGUCGCCGCUGUGGCAUCGCCGUCGUCUGUGUUUAGUAACACCUUCCAGGCUCCGCCGCCCACCGCUGUUGGUCCGGGAAGCGAGGUGAGCAUGGGCACUAUCAACGCGGUCUGGGGCACUGCUGCGGAUGAACCGAGAACAGAGAGCGGCCAACAGCGGCCUCUUCCCGCCCACGAAGCGGUCGCGUCAGCACCAGCGACAUCGGCCAGCGAGGACGACGACUUCGGAGAAUUCGCGGGCUGCCAGGAAGAGCCACAACACCCAACACCGCCGACCGACCAAAGCCAAGAUGACGACUUCGGUGAGUUUUCGGGGGCUCCUGGUGACGCCCCGGCGACGGCGGUAGCUUCGCCAGGGUUCCUGGCAGCGGAAAGAGGCGCGAGUCCCGUGGCCACCAACGCUCCGAGAACGGCUGAGCCUUUCGCGAGUGGGGCGGCAGCAGCCGGAGGCGACGCGUGGAUGAUGGGAGGCGGCCGAGGCGGCCGAGGCGGCUCGGUGGGGUCGACCGUCGAUAGCGUCAAGGGCGCAGGGGGGGGAAUAGGAGGAGGAAACCUUGAUGAUUUGAUCAAGACCAACGUACAGGAGGCAGGCGCGGGGCCGGUGCACCUUUCGGACAUGAUGACGACGCCGCCGCUCGCGGAGAAGGCGCACAACCCCGUCAUGGUGGACAGAGCCUCGUCGUCCCGCACCAAGCUGUCCGUGUUCGACGAGAUGGCUGACCUGGACCUGGCCGUGGGGCAGGAGGACUGGAACGACUUCGCCGACGAGACCACGGCACCGCCCCGCUCUCCGACCCCUUCCCCACCGCCUUCGCCCCCUCCUCCACCUACGGCUACAGAAGAAGUCGUCAAAGCUGCCGUCGUAGAGGAGCCUGCAAUAGACGAUGCGAUUUGUAAUAGCGACGCUGAUAUUCGCGGGGAGCCCCGGCCUCUCGAUCAGGAUCCGGGAGUUGGGAGCGGCGCCGGCGGCAGCAGUAGCCCGGCGGCGUUGGCCGAAGACGAGCAGAAGCAGCAGCAGCAGCAGCAGCAGCAGCAGCAGCAGCCGCAUGCGUGGCCUGGCUUGGAGCAGCAGGGGAUGCCACUGUUCUCGUCGGAGGGGGCUGUAGCAGCGUCAGCCCACGCGUCCAUCGCGGACGGCGCGGCACCGGCGGCGGCGGCAGAGGGGGCACAAGGCCAGGACGACGAAUGGGGCGACUUCUUAGAUGCGACGGCGGAGGGGGAGGGGACGACCGGGCAGCAGCACCUGGCCGGUCCCGAAGGCGAAGCAACGGCAGUUAGAGAGGACAACGCGGCAACAAAUAAUGCCGCUGCUGCUGCUGCUGCUGCAGAUGAGGAUGAUGGCGAUGAAGAGUGGGGAACUUUCGCUGACGCGCCCGAGGCGGCGGCGGGGGAGGAGGCCGGGUUGGCUAUUGGCGACGCUAGCAGCACCGGCGGCUCGCGGGAGGCACCGCCGGAAGAAGCGGUCGACCCGUUUGCGGACAUCGAGCCUACGACCCCGCCUCCUCCUCCUCCUCGACCCCCCACGGUCGGGGCGACGGCGGAGGAUGAAGAGGCUGGGAGGCUCGGAAGCGAAGAGGAGGACGGUUCAGGGUCGUCUCCGAGCGGGGCUACGGCAACGACGACAGUGACGGCGCCGGGGCUCCCUCUGUCCCUGCGCGGUCUACGGGAUGCGCUGGCGAAGCAGGGGCGACUGGAGGAAGCCGUCGAGGUGCAGCGACGAAUGGAGCUACCGUCAUCGCCGCCGCGGACGAUAGACGUCCCGUAUUCGCCUGAAGACGUAACGGCCGAAGACGCGAACGCCCAUGCAGACGGCGGCGGCGAGGCAGAGGACGCCGACCUCGAGCGGUGGCGAGGUGCUGCUGCAGGAGACCUCCGGCCGUUUCCUACGGUGGAGGACCUCGCGGCAACGAUGUCCGCGGCCGAUGCCGCUCGGGGGGAGAAGUUUCGAGAGAGGUUCGUCCGCGGGCGGCCGCCGGUGGAAGAGGAGGCGCUUGCCGGCGGCGGGGGUGCCGCGGCGCUUGACGUAGCGGUGAAGCGGCAACGUUCCGCGCGGCGAGCGGUGUGCCUGCUGUCGAUGCUGGACGCGGCUGGUACGGCGGGUGAUGGCGCAGCCGACAAGGAUGUAGAAGACGGGAGAGAUAGAGGGCUGACCAGCGGCGGCGCCGUUGAGAAGGAGGAAGAAGAUAAGCUGGAGCUGGAUCUAGGGUUGGACACGCGGCGGGCGAGGUCUCCCCCUAGCUUGGCCGACUGGGCGGCCAUGAUGUCGUACGUCACUAGCAUGGCGGGGAAAGGGAUCGAGGCCCUAGCGGGCGGUGGUGCCGGCAGCGGCAGCGGUAGCGAUCGCGCGGCAGCGACACCAGCGUCUCUCACGCGACCGUCGUCGCCUUUUUCCCGCCCCACCACGGAGCGAGAGGGCGCUGAUUGUCGUGCUGAGAUAGAUUCCGCCGGGCUCCCCCCGGAUGCCGCCGCGCUCGCCAGCGACGGGGGGGCGGUGAGGAGGGAGGUGGCCAGGUCCCAAGAGUUCGAGUCGUUUUGUCGGGGCCUGCGGGAAGCGAUCAAGGUCUGCCGGAUGCUUCAGGCGUCGGCCGAGGACGCCUGCUGCCUCCAAGGGGUGGACGGCUUCGCCGCGAUGGAGCGGGCCUGGGCGGAGCUGCGGCGGUCCGCCCGGGAGGCAGCGGCGGCGGCGGCGGCCGGCGACGACGACGGCGGCGGCGACCUUCCCUCCGUUUUCGGGGUUGAGGACGGCGAGGAGGGAGUUUGUAUGGAGAAGGAGGCCCAAGGGGUGGGGGGGUCUCCUGGCGCCGCCUCUGGGUUAGUCGGAGGAAAAGGCGAGAGGACCGCCGUUGGUGGCGGUGUCGCUCCUGCGGGUAGUAGUAUCGUGGCGGCCAUCAGGGAAGCCUGCGUCGAGACCGCGCCGCCCGCGGAGGAUUCGGCGCUCUGCGGCGUGAGCCUCCAGCCGUUGGCGGUUUUUAGCGGUGGUGCCGGCGGCGGCGGCGGCGGCGGCGGCGGCGUUGAGCCGCCGGGUGUCGUGGAGUACUGCGGGGUGCGGUACUUGGCUUGCGCAUUCAACCUGUGGGUGAACGUGUUGGACAAACCGCCCCCGAGACCGUCGCCCGAUAAGAGAAGAGUGUCCUGAUACCAGAGGUUGCCGGCGACCGCGUGUCGCGUCCCCCAACAGAUGCUACUUCCUUAGAACCUUCUUACAGAAGCUUUUUAUGCCGGCGAUGCGGAGUCAACGUUGAUCUCGUUGUGCGCAAUGACGUGCACCGGGUUGAGGGAAUACCACCACCCGGCCGAAUCAAUUUUCGGCGUAUUCUUGCCGGUGUGGUGUGGUGGGUCCUGGUGUUGUUGUAGGGGUCGAAUUUGGCGUGUUUGUACGUACAAUUUGGGUCUUCCGGACCGGGAUGAAUCGGGUGCGAAAGCGUUUACAUCGGGCCAAGGAAAGCUCUUGCGGGUGUUGUGCCGUGCUCUAUCUACCACCGACUGCUGUGUACUGCGACGACCACCUGGCCCUCUCCACUUGAGCUUUAAACGGCUCCGGGGUCGUAAGUUUGUGUAUCGCGCCGCUUGAAGCCGGUCGCGGUGGAGUUCCUCAAUGAA